AUAAUUUCAUCUUUUUCCAACAUUUGACAACAGCAUAUGCUCAAUCCAAUAUUUUUGUGUUUUCUAUUAAUGAAAAUCACUUUUAAAUAAUAAGAAUACAUUUUUCCUCAGUGAAUCAGAUAUAAAAUGAAUGGAUGCAAGUAACUUGUCUCCGUUUAGCGCAAUCUCAUUUCAAGAUUUUCAUGUCAAAAAGAAACAUAUUUUCGAAACAAGAAUGUUCUUUCUUUCCUGCGUAAGUUUUACCGCUUGCGUUUUUCUGUGCGCCUCCGGCCUUAUACCGAUUCCCGAUCUGAUAUCUGUCAUCUAACUUGCACUGUUAAUUAUCUCCCGCAGCCUUCGUCGCAAAGAAUCCGUUAAACUCGAUACUCGAGUUUCACAGUUGCUACUUGAGACGCAUUUCGGUAUUGAAAGCCUCCCAAAUGCUCGCGAUCCGGCGGCCCAAAAGUUUGCCCGAUAAAUUAUAAAUACACGACAAUUAGCUCCCGCUGGCUACGACGCGUUCCAAUUACUCAAUUUCGUUAGAGAUCUCCGCGCGCGCUAGUUUUUUUUUCUUACCCUGCCGACACUCUUGGUCGCAUAAUACGUAUUAUCGAUCUGAUACUUAUUGUUUUAUUCAGGUUGCUCGCGAGAUCAAUUGAGAUAGAGGAUCAGUCGACGUCGCGGGUAAUGACGGCUCUCCUUGAGGGGGCCGAGCGAUUGGCCGAGCGAUUGAACGGGUAUCGGAUCGCACGGGCGCGGUAACGUCUUCCCGAUCGGAGACGAGUGAAAAUAGCCGGUCCGGAGGAGAUCGGUGCGGCCACUGGCUCGUCAUAUAAGGCAUGUUUUCGCCGGUAUGCCGUCAGUUCGAAAGUACAAGCUGUCGCGCGUGGAGGAGAGCCGCGUAGAUGCGCGCGCCCGCGCGAGUGAAUAGCGCGGCGGAGAAAGGAAAAUCCGGGGAGGUUCCUUGCAUAGACGACAACAAAUUCUAUCGAAAUCCCAAGGCAUCGGCGCACAGCGUCUGGUCACCUGCGGAGUGCGCCAAAUAUUUUCUCUGCCUAGACAAUGAGGUGUUCGAAUUCAAGUGCUCGCAGGGACUCCUCUUCGACGUCUCCAGGCAGAUCUGCGACUUUAAGGCGAACGUAGACAACUGCGACGUAACUUCAGAUGUGCAACCGGCGAAACCGCUGCUGGAGAACGGCGAGUGCGAGGAGAAGAAUCUGGCUUGCGGCGAUGGCACGUGCCUUCCGGCUCUCUACUUCUGCGACGGGAGCGUCGAUUGUCCUGACGGCUCUGACGAAGGAUGGUGUGAUGCGCUACAUGAUACGAACGCCGCGCCGGUUUGCGACCCGCAGAGAUGUCGACCACCGAAUUGUUGGUGUUCCGAAGACGGAACCCGAAUCCCGGAUAAUCUCACCGCUUUCGCAGUGCCGCAGAUGAUAACGAUCACAUUCGACGACGCCGUGAAUGCUGAAAAUUUCGAGCUCUACUCAAAGAUCUUCACAGACGAUAGGAAGAAUCCCAACGGCUGUCCUAUAAGAGGUACCUUCUACAUAAGUCAUCAAUAUACGAAUUACAGGGAUGUGCAAUAUCUGUGGAACGUCGGUCACGAGAUAGCCGCGCAUUCCGUUACGCAUCGUGGACCGGAAGAAUGGUGGUCGAAAAACGCGACGAUCGAAGACUGGUUCGACGAGAUGGUUGGGGUGGCGAACAUCAUCAAGAAAUACGCGGCAGUUCGUAUCGACGAUAUCAAAGGGGUGAGAGCGCCAUUUCUACAGGUCGGAUGGAACCGCCAAUACCUGAUGAUGUCAGAAUUUGGCUUCGUUUACGAUUCCUCGAUCGUCGCACCGUUCUCCGAUCCACCGCUAUGGCCGUACACGUUCGACUACAGGCCGCCGCAUCCGUGUGUUCGCGUGGGGCAACUUUGCCCGACCCGUUCCUACCCGGGUAUCUGGGAGUUACCGCUAAAUCAACUCUUGGCAGGUGACUACACUUGCACUACCGUGGACUCGUGCCCUUCCGAUUUAUCCGGCGAGGAGGUCUAUAAGAUGCUCAUGUUGAAUUUCAAGAGGCAUUAUCUCACCAAUCGCGCGCCUCUGGGCUUACAUUUUCACGCAUCGUGGUUCCAAAAUGCAAUGUACUUCUAUGCAUUUAAUAAAUUCGUCGACGACCUGCUACGGCUGGAUGAUGUGUUUUUCGUCACGAGUCAACAGGUUGUGGAGUGGAUGCGUAAACCAACGUCUCUCAGCGAAAUCGAGAAGUUCGCACCUUGGCAAUGUAUGAAACGGCAUUUCGAGCCGUUUGAGGUCGCCUGCGACUUACCAAACAGUUGUAAACUACCAAGUAGAGUGCUCAAGUCAUACAGAUAUUUGCACACGUGUUUUGAAUGCCCAAAACAAUAUCCAUGGUUAAGAAAUGAAUUUGGAAUGGAGUGAAGGUGGCGAAUAUACAUAGGA
Odontomachus brunneus is the source of this 2432-nucleotide messenger RNA. RefSeq lists its product as uncharacterized. Lineage: Eukaryota; Metazoa; Arthropoda; Insecta; Hymenoptera; Formicidae. Gene Ontology annotation, cellular component: extracellular region. Bases 885 to 2411 code for a protein of 508 amino acids. Gene Ontology annotation, molecular function: protein binding; chitin binding. The transcript has 10 exons. The record is from RefSeq and is a predicted model, not a curated record. Gene Ontology annotation, biological process: carbohydrate metabolic process.